Theobroma cacao (cacao) is the source of this 684-nucleotide messenger RNA. RefSeq names its product egg cell-secreted-like protein (DUF1278) (gene EC1.1). The record is from RefSeq and is a predicted model, not a curated record. Gene Ontology annotation, biological process: double fertilization forming a zygote and endosperm. Lineage: Eukaryota; Viridiplantae; Streptophyta; Magnoliopsida; Malvales; Malvaceae.
UAUUGGCUUUUCAUUGUCCUUUCAUGUAACAGUCGGUUAAAUUCAAUCCCUAUAUAAUCUAUCUGGAUUCACCAAAUUUCUUCACACAUUUGUCAUGCAAUAUCAUUGCUCUUCAUAAAUGGCCGAUACUUUCAAGCUCUUCUCAUGCCUCACUGUUCUUCUAGCUCUAACCAUGGCAGCGCUAAGCCAGGCCCGACCCUUGGAUACCCCCAAGCUAAGCCUUGUAGCUCGACUGAAAUUGGAUGAAGAAUCACCAAGUUGCUGGGAGUCUUUGAUCCAGCUUCAAGCAUGCACUGGAGAGGUUAUCUUGUUUUUCCUGAAUGGCGAGACUUACCUUGGCGAUGCCUGUUGCCACGCUAUACAUACCAUUGGCCAAAAAUGCUGGCCAAACAUGCUGGAAACCCUUGGCUAUACCACGGAAGAAGGUGACAUCCUCCAAGGCUACUGUGACCAUGAAACUGCCAAGUCUCCUCCAUCCCCAACCUCAUCAUCUGUGAAAUCUAUCAAGGUUGUUAAUCCAGUGAAAACUCUGCUCCCUUGAGUGGAGUUAAAUUUAUCAAGUCUUGAUGUUUUAUAUUAUGUGUCUUGUCUGCAAUGGUUUAGUCAGAGUCAGUUUCUGGUUUUUGAAGUUGUUUGCAAGUUGAGAGUUAUCAAUGAAAUAAUUAGUUUCGUUGUGUGGCUCAA